Molecule: messenger RNA, 2964 nt
Organism: Ostrea edulis (European flat oyster)
Lineage: Eukaryota; Metazoa; Mollusca; Bivalvia; Ostreida; Ostreidae
Product: germ cell-less protein-like 1
Exons: 14
Coding region: 44-2011 (655 amino acids)
Biological process (GO): germ cell development
Molecular function (GO): protein binding
Source: RefSeq, a predicted model, not a curated record
UAACCGGAUGUUGACAAUUUAGCGUUACUUUCUGAUAUUAAUAAUGGGCAACAAGUUAAAUUCUGCGUUUACAAAUAAAUUUUCAAAGCACCCCGGUGGUGUGAAUAGUAAGAGGGGAACAAAAAGAAAGCUUGAAAGUGAAACAGAGACCGCUCACAGUUCAAGGGAAGACAAUUCAGAUAAAGUACAUGUAGCAGGAAAGUCCGAGUGUGGCGACAGCCCCUCCUCCCCAGGAAAGUGUGAAGUUGGACUAGCCCCAGUGUCAGAUAUUCACACACCUAAAAGAAAACGACUGAAAUCAACAUCAAAAUACAUUUAUCAAACACUGUUCCUUGAUGGGGAAAAUAGCGACAUCAAAAUAUAUGCACUUGGACAAGAGUGGAAACUUCACAAGAUAUAUUUGUCUCAGUCUCCCUACUUCUCUUGUAUGUUUAAUGGUUCCUGGCGAGAGUCUCUGAUGGCAGAAAUAGAUUUACAGAUCCCGGACCCAGCUAUUGACACAUCAGCUCUGAGGACAGCCUUUGGUUCCUUGUACAGGGAUUAUGUGUUCAUCAAACCAGUAGAGGUCGUAGGAGUUCUCGCUGCUGCAUUUCUUUUACAACUGGAUGGUUUAAAGCAGCAGUGUCUGACUUUGAUGGGCAACACUAUAAGUGGUGACACAGUAUGUAGCUAUUAUGAGGCCUGCUGCCGUUACGAUGUGGAGAAGCUGAAAACUGAGUGCUUUAGCUGGCUGCUUACCAACAUCCUGACCUCCGCUGAUCUGGACCUCUUCAAACAGAUCAAUGUUGACAUGAUGAAAAGCUUGGUAGGAGAUCCAGAGUUGUUUGUUAUGCAAGUUGAAAUGGAUGUAUACUCAGUGCUCAAACGGUGGAUAUUUCUGAGAGAGAAUCAAACCUGGUGUGGAGAUUACAAAUCAAUGCUGUCAUCCAUUGAUGAUUUUUUUAAAAGAGGAAAUGAAACCGACUGCUUUCUGGAAACAACGGCAGGAAAGACAUAUUUACCAGCCUUCAGUCAUGUUAGGUGGCAGCACAUUGUAAUAGAUCUGGACUCACUGCUUAUACUAGAACAGGACAGGAUAAUAAACCUGGAGUGGAUCAAGCCCUUAUAUCCUGGAAUGUGGAGAAAGAUGUUGAGAUUGGAGCAAUCUAAGGACAAAGGCCCUGAUGAGGUUCCAAAUGAAAACCAUUUUAAUCAAACUUCCUUGCGAUGUGGAAGACUGCUCAAAUGUGAAGGAGAGUACUGCUGGCGCUGGGUGGGUUAUAAUUAUGGUGUUGAUAUUUUGCUCACGUACGUCAACAACGUCAUCUUCAUCAAGCGGAACACUCUCAGUCAGCCAAACCCUCACUCAGCAAGCUUAGACAAAGUCAGGAACUUGGCCUACAGGCUGACGAUUGCCUCUGUGGACAAGGAUGGAAAAGUUACAGAAACCAAGACCACAGAGAUUCAGAAGCUGUCCCUACACAAGGAUGAGGAAAUGCUUGCGAUGAGUGUGAACAAAACCUUUACUUUUCCUCUGUACCUCAGUAUGAAUAUUCUAUUGACGGGACAGAAGUCAUCCCAACCGGAGCACAUUGAUAUCUGUACCGCGGCACAGUCCAGGAGUCUUCAACAUACCUCCUCACAGACAUGUGCAGUUAUAACAUGCAACAAUGGAUCUCAAACAGAAAAUUUGUCUGAUAAAUCCAAUAAGUCGCUAAAUAUACAGGAUUUAUCUUUAUCAAGCUCCACAAUUAGAAAGUGUUCUAAUGGAAAGGUAGUUGAUGACCCCCAGUAUUCAGAGGAGAAACUCUCUAGCAUUAACCGCACGGCGAGUUCUAAUGAUAAUAAUUCACCGAAUUCUUCAACGCCAAUUGAACUUUUGUCUUCAUCAACUUCUACUCAAAGCAGUAAGAAAAGCCUCAGUGAAAAUGAAGCCGAAGGAACUGAAACUUCGUCACAAGGUGCUGAUUCAUCAAACUCUAAUAAAGGAAGACGUGCGCUAAGAUACCCAGAGGAGGAAUUAAUCCUGUAGAGAGUAGCAUACGAGCAGGCUGAUGCAGUCAAGCAAAUCCAGCGGUAGAGUGCUACACAAACCAAAUCACAAUACUUUGAAAUUUUUAAAAUUAAAUUCAUGUAACAUGGCAUGAUAUUGUAUAUAUUAUAUAUUUUACCUGAAUUACCCAGGCAGCCUAUUGGUAUUCAUACCCGUCUGUUUAACUGUUGAACAUUUUUAACUUCUUUCCAGAAACUACUUCACCAGUUGUCACCAAAAUAGGUAUGAGGUCUCUUUAGGGGUAGAGAAACAAACGGGCUGAAAUUCAUGGUCAUUGUCCCACUUGGGUUCUAUGGGCGGGACCCCCCAGAACUUUACGAAAUGAUGCAAUCAUAAAAAGAUAUUACUUCGGAACAUGUAGAAAGCAUCUUGAGUGCAUGCCUUUACCAAUUUUGUGAAAUCCAUGGCCCCAGGGCGGGGCCACAUAAGGUAAAGCACAUAGAGAAAAUGUACUUAAUCUUUCUAUAUGUUGUGAUGGUUUUUCCUAUAGAUACCCGAGAUUUUACUAUUCAUCAAGGCUGCACUGUAACUUUAAUUCAGUUGUGAUUUUGGAUCUGUUUACGUAAUUCAGUGAUUCAAAAAUUAGAAGUGCAUAGAAUUUGAUAAAUGUUUAGUGAAAUGGUUAUUGACUGAAUAUCGGCACAUUUGUCUGCCCUCGGUCGAAACACGGAAUCGGACCUACCUAUAGCAAGCUGGGCCCGCUUUACCGUGCAACGACCUCAGGUUGCAUAUUUAAUAACCGAUAAUAAAUCUUAUUUAUUCCUGAAUAUGUAGCAGAUAAACUGAAUGUAUGAUUAUGAUAAGCAUGGCGAUAAUCUGCCAACAUUUGUAUUCACGGCCCCAUGCAGCUGUGUAAGGUGUUCAGAAGUAGAUAUGCAAUAUACUAGUAUAUAGUGAUAAUCUAUGAAAUUCAAUAAACAUGUGGCAGAUGA